This is a messenger RNA of Strongylus vulgaris, 564 nucleotides long. The record is from the annotation of a GenBank genome assembly. Lineage: Eukaryota; Metazoa; Nematoda; Chromadorea; Rhabditida; Strongylidae.
AUGUGGGAAGAUGAUAGCAACGUAAAAGGAGGUCGUUGGCUCGUAGUUGUGGACAAGCAGAUCAAAAGUGCUGUUGGAACAUCUUGCUUGUUCGGUUCUGUUUCUCUUUCUGGUAGUCUAGUUGAGCAUCUCCAUGCCCAUCGUCGUGCACAACUUUUGGACCAUUAUUGGUUGGAGCUUUUAAUGGCCAUUAUCGGAGAGCAAUUUGAGGAUCUUGGGGAGUACAUCUGCGGAGCUGUGGUUAAUGUAAGGCAAAAAGGAGAUAAGGGAAGCUGCAACUCCAGUUCUUCCAUCAAGCUGAUAACUUUGACAAAAUUAGCAAUAUUGUCAUGUCGCUUCAAGCUAUAUACAUUUUUUACCCAGGUUUCCUUGUGGACUCGUGAUGCUACCCGCGAUGAUGUGAACACCCGCAUUGGACUUGUGCUUAAAGCAAAGUUGGAUAUUCCCGACUCGGAACCGCUAAGGUAUGAGGUGCACAAAGAUUCCUCCGUUCGCACUUCAUCGAUGGUGAAGCCACGAAUCAUGAUUCCGAAUAAGGAAGCUGCUGCAACAGCAGCUCGCUAA